UGUAAUUUGCUAUUUUUGUUUAGUUUCGUCGUGCGAAGACGGAAGAGAAGGUUGCAAAUCGAAAUCGGAUUUGGAGAAACCCUAGAAACCGGCGUGAGAGAGAGAGAGAGAGAGAGAGGUGGAAUCAUUCUGGGGUCGAGACGAUGAAGAGCGACUGGUUUAACUUGCAUCAGAUAGCGAGAAACUCAUUCAUAGCAACAUCAACCGUGUACGCUUCCACCGAAUUCAACUUCUCAAACACUGAUCGAAGAACCUUCUGCUUUUACGCACGAGACAGAUCUGGCUUUGUCGUUUUGAAAUCGGAGAAGGAGUUUAACAAUGCACUGAGCAAAGCUCGAGAUGGAUCUUUGCCGUCGGUUUUCUACUUCACUGCUGCGUGGUGUGGACCUUGCAGGCUUAUCGCUCCUGUUAUCUUGGAGCUCAGUAAUAAAUAUCCUCAUGUUACUACAUACAAGGUCGACAUUGAUGAGGGCGGUCUUUCAAAUGCUCUUGGGAAGUUAAAUGUCUCUGCUGUGCCAACAAUGCAAUUCUUCAAAGGCGGCGUGAAGAAAGCAGAGCUUGUAGGUGCAGAUGUCAUUAAGCUGAGGAGUAUAAUGGAACAUCUCUACAAGUGAGAGACACACUGUCACAUUUUUAUUUUUUUGUUUUCUUGCGCUGCGUCCAAGUAAUGCACCAAGUGAUUACGAACAAGGAAAAAAAAAACUUUGCUACGAUCGUUAUGGAGACUCACUGUCUCAAGCAUUUAUUUAUCAAUGUACAUAAUUUAUGUGAUUUUUUUCAAACAA
Raphanus sativus (radish) is the source of this 785-nucleotide messenger RNA. RefSeq names its product thioredoxin O2, mitochondrial. The coding region runs from base 144 to 614 and encodes 156 amino acids. The transcript is spliced from 7 exons. NCBI's taxonomy places the organism in Eukaryota, Viridiplantae, Streptophyta, Magnoliopsida, Brassicales, Brassicaceae. The record is from RefSeq and is a predicted model, not a curated record.